Molecule: messenger RNA, 780 nt
Organism: Ornithodoros turicata
Lineage: Eukaryota; Metazoa; Arthropoda; Arachnida; Ixodida; Argasidae
Exons: 1
Coding region: 103-705 (200 amino acids)
Biological process (GO): endosomal transport; double-strand break repair via homologous recombination
Cellular component (GO): cytosol; lysosome; AP-type membrane coat adaptor complex
Source: RefSeq, a predicted model, not a curated record
GUGCAUAAACAAACGUGUCCAGUUGAACUUGUUCUUGUAUCCACGUGACAACGUUUUUGAGCAGACAACGCAAACAACGCAAACGCACAGCAACUUUGUGAAAUGGUGCUCGCAUUUGUUAUUCUUUCUACCCCAGUUCGAACAAGUGGCGUGAUUUUUUCAUCAUUUUAUGGCUUCACAAAGAAAAAGUCAGAUUGCAGCCGAUCUAAUGAACUCACAGACUCUGACGAGUUAAAUACCUCUCGUGGUCCGAGCGAACUCCACGAAGACCACAAAACCACAUCAGACUUUCUGAAGCGAAUUCACCAAUACGUAAUGGAGGAAGUUUUGUCUCAACUGAAUACAGGUCUCUCACCAAGGCCGACGACAGACCACGGCACUGUGUUCGUAGAGAGGACCGGAAUAUUUCCACUAAAUGACAUUGACGUUCCUGGGGGCGUUGUUCUUUGGCACGCUGUGAAUGACACUUGUUUUGUAAUGGUUUGUAAGGGAAAAGAAAAUAUUACACUUGCCCAGCAAGUGCAUAGGUACAUCGUUCACAGUAUAUGCUCCCACAUUCCAACAGUGCUGCCAUUUGAGUUGAUGUCAAAAGUAGGACUUCUCCACGCUAUUUUAAACCAACAUAUACCAAAUGGAAGGUUGAUGUGCAUUAAUCAUUCUGUCGCGAAACAACACGAACAACUUUUGCAAAAAUUUCCAAGUUGAAAAAUUAAGACCAUGUGCAUCUCUCAAUGUUCUUUUAAUGCUAAAGUUGUAUAAAAUAAAAUAUGUGGAAAAGCA